CCACGCCGUUAAUAGACUUUCAUCUCUGGGAGUGUGCCCUUGGUGCUUAUAUAAGUGAAGCAUCGGCCACCACCACCACCACACUCCAGCUAAACCUGCUCCCAGCGUCAUGCUCGCUCAGGUGUUGGUCUCAGUCGUGCUGGUGUACGCCGGCCCAGUACGAGCUGCUCCCCAGGCCUACGGAGUGCUGAAGGUGCAGGAGCCCCAGGCCCGAGCAGAGCAGCUGGGGCCCUACGAGAACCUUGUAGAUGUCAUCGUCGAGAGUCUCCCAGAAAUCACCGAAGCUUUUCAGAAGAUAACUAAUGCUCGCAAUUCCUCUUCGGAUCCUGGAGACAUUAGCUUCAUUGAGGAGAUGGUUCUGUCUUUCCUGCCCUUCACCGAGAAGCUAUUUAAGGCCACGGCUAAGGCGGAAGGCAGGGAGGCAAGCCCUGAGGAACUGGCAAGAAUGUCUCGCGUCUCGGAGGUCCUGCCAGGUUACUUCCGCCUUCUCGAAGACAUGAUAAAAAGGGAUUCUGAAGGACAAUCUGGUCCCGCUUCUGUGGAGUCCGGCUCAUCAGACGCUGCUGGGGUCGGGUCUGCCUCCCCGGCCACAGGCGGUUAAGCAGCCUCUGCUCUGACGAACCACCAUCAAAUUCUUAGUUACCUCGGGAAGCAGGUCUGGGAGCGCGAGUUACAGAACGAGGGCACACGAACUCCCACAAAAAUAUGCUUCGCUCUUAUGAAAAAAAUAUGUAUCUGUAACAGUGUUCAAAUCUGUUUUCACACUUGAAUGUUAUGUUUGUCUAGAGUUCUGGCCAACUUUUAUAUUUUACAUUAAAAAUUGUGUUUUA
Molecule: messenger RNA, 830 nt
Organism: Procambarus clarkii (red swamp crayfish)
Lineage: Eukaryota; Metazoa; Arthropoda; Malacostraca; Decapoda; Cambaridae
Source: RefSeq, a predicted model, not a curated record